GUUGAACACCAAAACCUUCGUUUAGUAUGUAAAAGAUGGAACCGCCUUCUAACGGGAAACUACUUUUAUUCCCUUAGGAAAAGGUUGGGUAUGGCUGAAGAGUGGGUUUAUGUCAUCAAAAGAGAUCGUGACGGGAAAAUAUCUUGGCAUGCUUUCGAUCCAAUCUAUCAGCUUUGGCAGCCACUUCCUCCUGUUCCCACGGAGUAUUCCGAGGCACUCGGUUUUGGUUGUGCUGUUCUUAGUGGUUGCUACCUCUACUUAUUUGGAGGCAAGGAUCCGCUUCGAGGCUCUAUGAGACGAGUUGUUUUUUACAAUGCUCGGACGAACAAAUGGCAUCGAGCUCCUGAUAUGCUACGUAAGCGCCAUUUUUCCGGAUCGAGCGUCAUAAACAAUUGCCUUUAUGUUGCUGGCGGUGAAUGCGAAGGGAUCCAUAGAACGCUUCGUUCGGCUGAGGUUUUUGACCCGAACAAGAACAGGUGGACUUUCAUUGGCGAAAUGACCGAUGGAAUGGUACCUCUCAUCGGAGUUGUUUACGAGGGGAAAUGGUUUUUGAAAGGGCUGGAUUCUCACCGCCAAGUUGUAAGUGAAGCAUAUUCGCCCUCUACCAACAACUGGUCUGCAGCGAACGAUGGCAUGAUGAGUGGCUGGCGCAAUCCAAGCAUAUCACUGAAUGGGAGGCUUUAUUCGUCAGAUUGUAGUGAUGGAUGCAAGCUUCGUGUUUAUGAUGAUGCUACAGAUACAUGGAGCAGGUUUAUGGACAGCAAGCUUCAUCUCGGUAGUUCCGUCACUUUGAAAGCGGCGGCAUUUGUCUCUCUGAAUGGCAAGCUUGCUGUUGUGAGGAACAACAUGAGUAUCAGCCUUGUUGAUGUGUCAACCCCCGGGAGGAUCAUUGAAACUAACAGUGCUCAGCUGUGGGAAGCCAUUUCUGGUAAAGGCCAGCUGAAAUCUUUUGUGUCAAAUCUGUGGUCGAGCAUUGCUGGUCGGAAUGGGCUGAAGAGUCAUAUUGUUCACUGUCAAGUGCUUCAGGUUUGAGAAUUGAAGUAUUCCUGAAGUUUCCUUUCUUCGAUUUCCAUGAAAAAAAAGAUGGGUUUAUGUUAUGAAGCUGUUGAGGUGCGGAUUUUUGUUGUGAGGCCAUCUGGAGAAGGAGAAGGCGAGAUGUUUGAUGUCUCUCAACAUCUCUAGUGAUAGACUUUCACACGAAAGAUUUCAGAGGUGUAAAUGUUUCUGAAACAUUGGUAGCUUAUGGAGUUAAGUUAGAUUUUUGACAUAAGAGAAGAAAGUGUUUCCGAAACAUUGCACUGUUAUUUAGGUUGAAAGCUUUGACAUAUGGCUUUCAGCUUUGCAUGCAGUUGGUCUGUGCAAUUCGUUCAGGUAUGUAAUGUAAUUAUUUCAAAGCAUGGGAGUAGGACUCUGUUGGAAAAUGAAUAAUAAUAUUGCAGCUCCAUGAUUGAGAAGAAAGUCUCUCUCUGAUUUUCUUUUUGUGCUCA
This is a messenger RNA of Phalaenopsis equestris, 1487 nucleotides long. RefSeq names its product F-box/kelch-repeat protein At1g55270. The coding region runs from base 91 to 1032 and encodes 313 amino acids. Gene Ontology annotation, molecular function: protein binding. The record is from RefSeq and is a predicted model, not a curated record. The transcript has a single exon. Lineage: Eukaryota; Viridiplantae; Streptophyta; Magnoliopsida; Asparagales; Orchidaceae.